Molecule: messenger RNA, 735 nt
Organism: Gilbertella persicaria
Lineage: Eukaryota; Fungi; Mucoromycota; Mucoromycetes; Mucorales; Choanephoraceae
Exons: 2
Coding region: 85-435 (116 amino acids)
Molecular function (GO): zinc ion binding
Source: RefSeq, a predicted model, not a curated record
CGUAUCGUUACCAAAUCAUGCUUUUUUUGGUCUGUGCUACUCUUUUUUCUUUUUUCUUUUUUCUUCUCUUUCUAAAGUGGAAAAAUGGCAAGCCAUACUCAAAUGAACGAAGGCUUUUUUGCAGUCAAACCCAAGACAGAUUGUCCUCAUAUACCUCAUUAUGAAAUCAAGGAAAAAGAACCCGACUUAUUUCAUCAGCCUUGUGGGGCUUGUAACGAAACCAAAGAAAACUGGCAAUGUUUCCACUGUCGAGCUGUCUAUUGCUCUCGUUACUGCCAAGGCCAUAUGAAACAACAUGCUGAAGAAACAGGCCAUGCUGUCUGCAUAAGCUAUAGUGACUUAUCUGUAUGGUGCUUUAAAUGUGAUGCCUAUAUUAUUCACAAGGAUUUACAACCGAUGAAAACUAGUCUGUACAGAUUAAAAUUUGAUCAAUAAAUUAGGAUACUCGAUAGUCUUUUCGAUAGUCUUUAUAAGAAGGUGGUGGUGGUUCAAUUGAAUCAUCUGGAGGACGAUAAGUAGAUGUACUUGGCUGCACUGGUGGUGGAGCAUACGUAGGAGGGUAUGUGGAAGAUUGUGUUGGAUUGCCGUUCAUGUCGACCACAAUAUAAUUGGAUGGGGGUAUAGUUGUGUUUCUUUUUUGUGCUGCUGCUCUUUUAAAGCAAUACAGAAUAGUAAUAAAAAGAACAAGAAUACAUAAUAUCCAUACAAUAUGAUAAAUUCCAAAGAUCAUGAUAU